Messenger RNA from Encephalitozoon hellem ATCC 50504, 579 nucleotides. RefSeq lists its product as uncharacterized. Bases 1 to 579 code for a protein of 192 amino acids. Lineage: Eukaryota; Fungi; Microsporidia; Unikaryonidae. The record is from RefSeq and is a predicted model, not a curated record. The transcript has a single exon.
AUGAAUGCUAAGCUGCUAAUGUCAAGUAUCCUAGGAUCAAUACACUUGGUCUUAACUAAUGUUAAGGGUAGUGCCAUCAAUCCUUCAGCAAGUAGUGAGUCGGAAGUUCUUGGGGUUACCAAAUAUCCUAAGCUGGCUUCCGAGGCUGAAAAGGUUAAAGGAUUAAUUGAAGAAGACCUUAAGAGAAUCCAAUCCAGUAUCUCAGCAAGCACCCUCACUCCUAGUGAGAAAAAUAAAAUAAGCCUUUUGUACAAAAAGGUAGAAACUCUCUCAAAGAUGUGGAGUGAUCUGUCCGUUCUCCUAGAGGGGGGGGAGGAAAACUUUGAUUCUAUAAAGACUAAAGUUUUGAGCAUUAUUGAAUUGGAAUCUGCUAUCAUUCAGCAGGCUGCAACGUUAAACGUACAGAGAUAUCUUACACAAGAUUUCCUUAGUCACUUUGAAGAGUACGUUAAAAACCACGAAGGAGAAGGUAAUUUGGGGGAGAAGAUAGCUGAUUUUGCAGGAGGAUCUUUGUUGUUUGGCGUUUCCCAAAAGAGUAGUGAUGGAAACAAAGAUAAAAAAUCCAACCCUUCAGAGUGA